Messenger RNA from Pseudogymnoascus verrucosus, 1993 nucleotides. RefSeq names its product deubiquitinating enzyme (gene UBP6). The coding region runs from base 151 to 1881 and encodes 576 amino acids. The record is from RefSeq and is a predicted model, not a curated record. NCBI's taxonomy places the organism in Eukaryota, Fungi, Ascomycota, Leotiomycetes, Thelebolales, Thelebolaceae. Gene Ontology annotation, molecular function: protein binding; cysteine-type deubiquitinase activity; proteasome binding. Gene Ontology annotation, biological process: protein deubiquitination; regulation of proteasomal protein catabolic process; proteasome-mediated ubiquitin-dependent protein catabolic process. The transcript is spliced from 2 exons.
CCUAAAUCAGAAAUUGAUCAGUGAUUCAGAACACAACCACUCAGUCCAUUUCUGUUUGCCAUUUUCCUCAACUCUGUAAUAUCUGGCAGGGAACUACAAAACCGAAAAGUUCAAUCGUUUUCAUAUCCUGUUCACAGGAGAACAAGCAUCAUGGCGACCAUACCAGUCAUCGUGAAGCACCAGGGGAAGAAAUACGAGGUAGAACUCGACCCGACAUCACUGGGAGAGGUCUUCAAAUUCCAAUUAUAUUCCCUUACCGGCGUCGAACCAGAGCGACAGAAGAUCCUCGUCAAGGGCGGCCAGCUCAAGGAUGAUACCGACCUAUCGAAGCUCGGCGCAAAGCCGGGGCAGACAUUCAUGAUGAUGGGCACACCAGCUACGGAUGGAAACGCCAUCUCGCGGCCGAAGGAGAAAACAAAGUUCGUUGAGGAUAUGACGGAAGCCGAGCAGGCAAGACAGGAUGGCGCCACACCAGCUGGAUUGCAGAACCUGGGCAACACAUGUUAUCUCAACUCCACCCUCCAGACACUGCGCGCCGUUCCCGAGCUACAAAAGGAACUCGCAAAAUACAAGGGCACAACGGAUUCCAACAGCGCACUUGGUGGUCUGAGCCAGUUUGGACUCGGGGGACCUUCUGCUGGAUUGGACCUGACCGCAUCCUUACGCGACCUCUACUCCCAGAUGGCCGAUACCCAGGAGGGCUUCCCACCACUAGUCUUCCUCAGCGCCUUACGGAACCUCUAUCCCCAAUUCGCCCAAAAAGCCAAGUCCGGAAACGGCUACGCCCAACAAGACGCCGAAGAAGCCUGGUCCCAAAUCGUCUCCCAACUCCGCCAAAAACUCAAGAUGAAGGACACAGACGACUCCGAAACCUCCUUCAUCGACAAAUACAUGGCCGGCCGCUUCUCCUCCUCCCUCGAGUGCGACGACCCCGCCGCCAAGGAACUCGGCGAGGAACCCAUAGUAACAUCCGAACCCUUCCUCAAACUCGACUGCCACAUCAGCGCCACGACCAACCACCUCCGCGACGGCCUCGCCGCCGGCCUCGACGAGCAGAUUGAGAAGAAAUCCGCCCUCCUAGAUCGCGACACAAUGUACACCAAGAAAUCCAAGCUCGCCCGCCUCCCCACCUACCUCACCGUCCACUUCGUCCGCUUCUACUGGAAGCGCGAGGCCCAGAAGAAGGCGAAGAUCAUGCGCAAGGUCACGUUCCCGCACGAGCUCGAUGUCGUGGAGUUCUGCACCGAUCAUUUGAAGUCCAUGCUCAUCCCUGUGCGCGACAAGGUCCGCGAUGUCCGGAAGGAGGUCGAGGAUGUCGAGCGCGCGCGUAAGCGCCAGAAGCGCCAGCAUGAUAAGGAGGAGGCGGAUAAGGCGGCGGGGAUUGUGGAUUCCGUUACUGAGUCUAAGAAAUCCGACCCCGCCCCCGCGAAGGCCGCAGAGGGCAGUGCUGCGGCUGCGGGGGGGGACACCGAGAUGACUGAUGAGACCUACAGAACCGAUGCCGAGAUCGAAGCCGAGCGCGCAGCCUCCAUUCUUAACGCCAAGAAGGAGCUUCACGCUCUGAUCAACCCCGAGCUCGCCAAGGACGAAGGCGCGAAUAAGUCAGGCCUCUACGAGCUCCGGGGUGUGGUCACACAUCAGGGCGCUAGUGCGGAUAGUGGGCAUUACACGUCGUAUGUCAAGAAGGAGGGGCGGAUGAAUGAGAAGACGGGGAAGAGGGAGGAGGAGGAUGGGAAGUGGUGGUGGUUUAAUGAUGACAAGGUUACCGAGGUGGAGGCGGAGAAGAUUGACACCCUAUGUGGUGGCGGAGAGUCGCACUCGGCGCUGAUUCUGCUGUAUCGAUCGAUUCCGCUGCCGUCGGUGGAGGGGGUUGAUGCGUAGGUUUGGUGGGAUACAUUUGGUUUUCUAGAUACGGAGAUCAUCAUGGUUUGGGGUAAUGGGAUAGAUGGUGGUAGUUUACGUAGAUAGAACCAAUGCCAUACCUUGGCAUAUU